Staurois parvus is the source of this 738-nucleotide messenger RNA. The record is from the annotation of a GenBank genome assembly. Lineage: Eukaryota; Metazoa; Chordata; Amphibia; Anura; Ranidae.
AUCGCCGGUCCGCUGUGUCCCUCGGACACAGCGGAUCACAGAAAGAGCCAAAGAUGUCGGCUCGGUCAUGUGAUCAGCUGUGUCCAAUCACAGCUGAUCACAUGGGACAUGUACACUGAUCAUCAGGGCACUGAUGAUCAGUGUGCCCGGAUGAUCAGUGUGGCCCCAGAAGUGCCACCUGUCAGUGCUCAUCAGUGCCAGUGCCCAUUAGUGCCACGUGCCAGUGCCACAUCAAUGCCACAUAUUAGUGCAUACCAGUGCACAUCAAUGCCACAUAUCAGUGCCCAUCUGAGCUGCCUUUCAAUGUCACCCAUCAGUGCCAGUCAGUGCCACCUAUCAAUGCCAAUCAGUGCCACCUAUCAGUGCUGCCAAUCAGUGCCGCCUAUCAGUGCCAGUCAGUGCCGCCUAUCAGUGCCAGUCAGUGCCGCCCAACAGUGCCAGUCAGUGCUGCCUGACAGUGCCAGUCAGUGCCGCCUAUCAGUGCCAUAUAUCAGUUUCAUGUAUCAGUGCUGCCUUUGAGUGCCCAUCAGUGAUGCCUGUCAAUGCCCAUCAGUGCAACCUACCAUUGCCUCCUCAUCAGUGCCCAUCAGUGUCACCUAUCAGUGUCCAUCAGUGCAGCCUAUCAGUGCCCAUCACUGCAGCCUCAUUAGUGCACAUCAGUGAAGUUUUUGUAUAACAAAAACUAAGAAAAAACUUUUUUUUUUUCACAAUUUUCAGUGAUUUUUGGUUUGUUUAAGA